Molecule: messenger RNA, 1225 nt
Organism: Meloidogyne enterolobii
Lineage: Eukaryota; Metazoa; Nematoda; Chromadorea; Rhabditida; Meloidogynidae
Source: the annotation of a GenBank genome assembly
UACAUUGGCCUGCUCCCAGAGAAAUUCUAGUGAAAUUUAUAGAAUUGCAAACUUUUAUUUUUUAUUUUUUUUAUUCAGUUUAAUUUUAAUUUUUGAAGAGUUUGCACCAAAGUGUCCAAUUUAAAUUUGAUAAAAAAUGUAUUCGAGAAAUGCUUUCCUUCAUCGAUUUAUUUAUUCAUGCAAAAUCAACUACAGAAAUAUUCAUAAUGAUCAACUCCUUUCAAGUUCAGAACAAUUCGAAAAUUUUGUACCAAGACAACGAUUCGAACUUCCUGUGAAAUUUGAUCGGAAAGAUUGGUAUCCAAAACAUAUGCAUAUUCAAAUGAAAGUAAUGGAAGGGAAGCUUCGAACAGUUGACUUGAUCUUGGAAGUUCAUGACUCACGAGUGGCUCUCUCAGGAAGGAACUCAAAUUUUGCUCAAAAAUUGUUUUCAGUAAGACCACAUAUUUUAGUAAUGAAUAAAAAGGAUUUAAUCGAUCAGGAAAGAUACAGAGAACAAAUAGAGAAACAUUACAAUUAUCAAGGUGUUGAAAACAUUUUUUGGACAGAUUGCACAAAGCGUGUGGAUUCACAAUGGGAUGCUUUAAGAGAAAAAAUGUUGGAAUUAUUACAAAAAGAACUUCGAUUUAAUAGAACGGUUAAAACAGAAUAUCAAGUAAUGGUUAUUGGAAUUCCAAAUGUUGGUAAAUCUUCUCUAAUUAAUGCUUUUAGGAAAAAUAAUUUGGGAUAUGAAAAGGCCCAUGCUGAAGGUCCUUUUCCUGGUGUCACUACAAGAGUUCAAAAUCGUGUUAGGAUAUGGCAAGCCACAACCCAGAAAGUCAACACCCAGGAGGUCAAAUGCCCAAAAGGUCAAGGAUUCAUUGUGAUAAGGUGGAAGAAAGGACACAAAACGGAACUGUCUGAUGAGGCAAAUGGAAAUAGGCAAACGCACAAAGAUUUUUCUUAUUUAAAUCAAUUAAAAAUGGAAGAGCCAGUUGAUGAUAUUAGACAAGCAUUAAUCCAGUGUUGCAAAGCAUUCAAUUUACGAGUAAAAUCAAGUGUGUUCCAAACAACUGAAACAAAUAAGGAUCUUUGGGAUGUUUUUGGAGCUAGCACACAUUUUUUAAAACUUUUUAGAAAUGGGCAUUUUAAUGAUAAUUUUUUGGAUAGAGAUUUACUUGGCUUCCAUGAUUCUCGAACUUGUUUAUCUUCGUCCAGAAAUACAAAGAAAAUGAAAAAAAUGUGA